Molecule: messenger RNA, 1255 nt
Organism: Pipistrellus kuhlii (Kuhl's pipistrelle)
Lineage: Eukaryota; Metazoa; Chordata; Mammalia; Chiroptera; Vespertilionidae
Gene: DCK
Product: deoxycytidine kinase
Exons: 8
Coding region: 520-1233 (237 amino acids)
Biological process (GO): nucleobase-containing compound metabolic process
Cellular component (GO): mitochondrion; cytoplasm
Molecular function (GO): deoxycytidine kinase activity; ATP binding
Source: RefSeq, a predicted model, not a curated record
CGAACGCUGAGGGGCCCGGAUCUGACAUUGUUCGGAGCUGCGGCGGGGAGGGAGAGGGCGGGGCCUCCCCUCUGGGCGGCGGCCCCGCCGCUGGUCCGCCUCCGCCGCUGCCGCCUCCGCGCGCCAAAAUCAAAUCGGAGACCCGCCGGCGGGAGACCCGGUGACGAGUCCAGCCAGCAGCGCGGUGGCGGCGGCGGCGGAGGCGCGAGCACCUGUGUCCCCUUCCCGGCCACCUGCCCGACGCGCCCCGGCCGCCCCUUGCCGAGGCAUGGCCACCCCCCCCAAGAGGAGCUGUCCGUCUCCCGCGACCAGCUCCGAGGGAACCCGCAUCAAGAAAAUUUCCAUCGAAGGGAACAUCGCAUUUGGACUUCUAAAAAGCAAGGCAAGCAGAUGCUUUAGCAGCAUUCCAAGGGUUAGAAUAAAAGCUGAACAUACCCUCAAAGAGGAUAUUUUGUUUCAUUGCUCUCAUAUUAAGGCACCAGUGGAAAAGGUCCAUAUAUAGUUGGACCCUUGAAUAACAUGUAUUUGAACUGUGCAGCUGCGGGAAAGUCAACAUUUGUGAAUAUCCUUAAACAAGUCUGUGAGGAUUGGGAAGUGGUUCCUGAACCAGUUGCCAGAUGGUGCAAUGUUCAAAGUACUCAAGAUGAAUUUCAGCAAGAACUGACCACAUCUCAGAAAAGUGGUGGGAAUGUCCUUCAGAUGAUGUAUGAGAAACCUGAGCGAUGGUCUUUUACCUUCCAGUCAUAUGCCUGCCUCAGUCGCAUACGAGCUCAGCUUGCCUCUCUCAAUGGCAAGCUCAAAGAUGCGGAGAAACCUGUAUUAUUUUUUGAACGAUCUGUGUAUAGUGACAGGUAUAUUUUUGCAUCUAAUUUGUAUGAAUCUGAAUGCAUGAAUGAAACAGAGUGGACAAUUUAUCAGGACUGGCAUGACUGGUUGAAUAACCAAUUUGGCCAAAGCCUUGAAUUGGAUGGAAUCAUUUAUCUUCGAGCUAGUCCAGAGAAAUGCUUGAAUAGAAUACAUUUACGGGGAAGAAAUGAAGAACAAGGCAUUCCUCUUGAAUAUUUAGAGAAGCUUCACUAUAAGCAUGAAAGCUGGCUCCUGCACAGAACACUGAAAACCAACUUUGAUUAUCUAGAAGAAGUGCCUAUCUUAACAUUGGAUGUUAAUGAAGACUUUAAAGACAAACAUGACAGUCUGAUUGAAAAGGUCAAAGAAUUUUUGAGCACUUUGUGAUCUUGCUGAAGACUUCAGGGAG